Messenger RNA from Sclerotinia trifoliorum, 1971 nucleotides. NCBI's taxonomy places the organism in Eukaryota, Fungi, Ascomycota, Leotiomycetes, Helotiales, Sclerotiniaceae. The record is from the annotation of a GenBank genome assembly.
AUCUUGUCAACCUUUUAGAUCUAUUGGGAUAUUACGCAUCGAUAUUGAUAUUGUUUAGUGGGGUACAUUUGUCAUUGAGCCAGUUGAUCUUCAUUGCGGCAUUACGUUUUUGCUGGUUCUCACCACUGUGAUACCGGACUUCCACGCCUCAUGAAAGUUGGCGGUCUCGUGAGCAUUAAUUCUGUGGGCAUUUGAGGCGGCGUUUUCAUUUCAUUCUUUUUGUGUAUGUAUCAGUUUCACCCUCAUUGAGGGACGAUGCUGACGGACUUAGAUACACCUCCUUUUGGUUCGCACUUGCGAGUCAUCAAAUUCUGAUAUAAAGUCACGUGAUAUACGUUUUCUCCAUUUUGGAUAUUAUAUCUCUUCAUAUUUGGAAAACUCUAAGUUUGAACCAAUAUGUCACAUCAAGCACAGCUCGAUCUACCAGAUUUUCUACAAAACUCACCAUAUUUACCAAUCAUCAAUUUCGAUAUCGAUGAACCACAGCCACCAAAAGUAGCCAAACCAAGUAUUGCACAAAUUCUUCGGUCGAGACCUGUACGAACAGCGAUACCUAUUGUUAUUUGUGGACUGUUUAUCCUCUUUCUUCUUCCGCAUGGAACACGAAAAGCAAAAGAAUUGCACCUUCAGUAUAAAACUCCUGCGUGUCUGAAACAAGCUCCUGUUGUUGUAGAACCUUUGACGGGCGAGGAGAUGGGUAUUCAGUGGGAUAAAUACGCAUAUAUUACAUAUGCAACAUCGAAGGAUCAUCUAUGUAAUGCAUUAAUGUUAUUCGAGUCGUUGCAAAGUUUACAGAGUAAAGCUGAAAGGGUAUUGUUGUAUCCCCAGUCAUGGAAGGAUGCAUGGGUUGAAGAUGUCCAUGGCACGGAUAUGGAGGUUAUCACUAGAAUGUUGAUUCAAGCUAGAGAUAAAUAUAAAGUAAAAUUGGAAAAUGUGGAAAUUUUGCAGCAUAGGCAUGCUACAGCUGGUAACAAAUUUCACUCUUACCCUGCAUCGAGAAUGAUGAUCAUGAAAAUACUAAUGGAUGAUAGAUGAAUGGGCGGAGAGUUAUACUAAACUCAUAGCAUUCAACCAAACCUCCUACGAGAAACUUAUUGUUUUGGAUUCUGAUUCCACUAUACGUCAUCCCAUGGACGAAUUAUUCGUAGCUCCAAUGUCAAACUCAACACAAAUCCUCGCUCCGAGAGCAUAUUGGUUAGAUGCCCAAGGUGUCCCACAACUAGCAUCCCACAUAAUGCUCAUUAAACCCUCAACGAAUGCAUUUGAACGGCUGCAAAUAGAGUUCCGAAAAGCGGGUUCAGGUACCUACGACAUGGAUAUUAUCAACUCUGUCUUCGCUGAACAGAGAGAUUCUUGUGGGCUUCUAGAUCAUCAAAUAUAUGCUCUUCUCACAGGAGAAUUCCGCAGACCUGUUACGAAGCAUAGUGGGUUUUGGGGGAAAGGCCACGAGGCGGAUAUAUGGGAUCCAGAGAGGGUAUUUAAGAAGUCCAAAUUCGUGCAUUUUAGUGAUUGGCCCAUGAGGAAACCGUGGAAAUUGAAUAAUUUAGAAUGGACGGUUUGGGGACCAAAGUGUGUUCCAGUGAUAGAGGGAGAUGAUUGUAGAGCUAGAGAUAUUUGGAAUAGUUUGUAUAAGGAUUUUAGGGAGAGGAGAAUAGUAAGUUUGUUUUUUUGGGUUGUGUUGCUGUUGUUCGUCUGGUGAGUUGAUGGCUGAUUUGAUUUGUGUAGGCAGUGUGCGGGUCGGAUUUAUUAUAGGACAAUGUGGUGAUAUUUAUCACACAUGUAUGGAAGUAUUGGAUAUUAGAGAAAUUCGGCGUCAACAUACCAAUUGCUUUUUGAUCUCUUCCUUGGCCUUCUCAAUAUCCUCUUUAGUACCGUUGCAUAAGCCAAUCUCUCUAUUCUUCUGGUCUACAUAUGCCUUAUCACUCGGCACAAUGCCGAUUUUGGUUUUGUUUGCCAGUUCGGUGAGAAACU